This is a messenger RNA of Penaeus chinensis, 1823 nucleotides long. RefSeq names its product extensin-2-like. The transcript is spliced from 3 exons. The record is from RefSeq and is a predicted model, not a curated record. NCBI's taxonomy places the organism in Eukaryota, Metazoa, Arthropoda, Malacostraca, Decapoda, Penaeidae. Bases 1 to 1737 code for a protein of 578 amino acids.
AUGGACACCAAGGUAACAUUUGUAUAUCUAGUGGUGGUGAGCGUAGCCUUGGGUUACGAGUACCCGGCCCCAGCGGUGCAGCUCUCCUACGACGACUAUAAGGCGCAAGAACCCUCUUAUUCUGUGCCCGACGAGACUUACGAGGCUCCACAGCCAAGCUACUCUCCGCCUGCGCAAGUCUACAAGGCACCGGAGCCUGCUUACUCUGUUCCCGUCCCAGCCUAUAAGGGUCCAGAUCCUGCCUAUUCUGCUCCUGCCCCUGCUUACGAGGCCCCUGAGCCUACUUACUCUGCCCCUGCUUACAAGGCCCCUGAGCCUACAUACUCUGCCCCUGCCCCUGCAUAUAAGGCCCCUGAGCCUACGUACUCUGCCCCUACUUACAAGGCCCCUGAACCUACAUAUUCUGCCCCUGCUUACAAGGCCCCUGAACCUACUUAUUCUGCCCCUGCUUACAAGGCCCCUGAACCUACUUAUUCUGCCCCUGCUUAUAAGGCCCCUGAGCCUACAUACUCUGCCCCUGCCCCUGCUUACAAGGCCCCUGAACCUACUUAUUCUGCCCCUGCUUAUAAGGCCCCUGAGCCUACAUACUCUGCCCCUGCCCCUGCUUACAAGGCCCCUGAGCCUACAUACUCUGCCCCUGCUUAUAAGGCCCCUGAGCCUACAUACUCUGCCCCUGCCCCUGCUUACAAGGCCCCUGAACCUACUUAUUCUGCCCCUGCUUACAAGGCCCCUGAACCUACUUAUUCUGCCCCUGCUUAUAAGGCCCCUGAGCCUACAUACUCUGCCCCUGCCCCUGCUUACAAGGCCCCUGAACCUACUUAUUCUGCCCCUGCUUAUAAGGCCCCUGAGCCUACAUACUCUGCCCCUGCCCCUGCUUACAAGGCCCCUGAACCUACUUACUCUGCCCCUGCCCCUGCUUAUAAGGCCCCUGAGCCUACUUACUCUGCCCCUGCUUACGAGGCCCCUGAACCUACUUACUCUGCCCCAGCCCCUGCUUAUAAGGCCCCUGAGCCUACAUACUCUGCCCCUGCCCCUGCUUAUAAGGCCCCUGAGCCUACAUACUCUGCCCCUGCCCCUGCUUACAAGGCCCCUGAACCUACUUACUCUGCCCCUUCCCCUGCAUAUAAGGCCCCUGAGCCUACGUACUCUGCCCCUGUCCCUGCUUAUCAAACCCCUGAACCUACUUAUUCUGCCCCUGCCCCUGCCUACAAAGCACCAGCAGUGACCUAUUCUGAGGCUGGGAUGCCCUUCAACUUUGCGUAUGACGUGAGGGACGAAUACACGGGCAAUGACUACGCCCACAAGGCGGACUCCGACGGCGCUGUCGUGAACGGCGAGUACCGCGUCCUCCUUCCCGACGGCCGGACGCAGAUUGUUACCUACACAGCCGACCACGUGGCAGGGUAUCUGGCUGAAGUGGCUUACGAGGGCGAGGCUCGCUAUCCAGAAACUAGGCCGUACCAGCCUUACAGUGCUCCUGCCCCUGCAUAUGAGGCACCUGCCCCUGCAUAUGAGGCCCCAGCCCCUGCGUACAAGGUACCUGCCCCUGCAUAUGAGGCCCCUGCCCCUGCGUACAAGGCACCUGCCCCUGCAUAUGAGGCCCCUGCCCCUGCGUACAAGGCACCUGCCUCUGCAUAUGAGGCCCCUGCCCCUGCGUACAAGGCACCUGCAUACGAGUCCCCUGUGCCUUCAUACGAAACACCCGGACCUAGCUAUGGGUUGCCCGAACAUCUUUAACUUAUCUUUUGCUAAUAGACAGUAUUUAUUUAUUUAUUUAGCACAUUUAGUAGUGCAAUAUUUAAUAAAGGUGAAAUAUUUUUUCA